CGGACAUCAGACACGAGGCCGUAGCUCAACUCCCGCUCGUGCUGCACGGGGAAUGUUUGCGUGCUCUGCAGGAUCAUCCACAAUGGGCGGCACGCUGCUCUGGCUGUGCGCGUUGACUUCGGUGUCUUGGGAAGUCGUCUCGUCCCAGGACUCCGUCUAUCACAACGUCGCACUGGGAGCUCAGGCCACGAGCACCGUCAUCACGGACGGGAACAAGGACACGUGCUUGCCGAUGAACUGGAAAACGACGGACAUUCUGCAAGUGUAUCUGGUCAACUCGACCGCCGUGCACGCGGUGUCCAUCGUGUGGAACAUCAACAACUUCUUUUACAUCACUCCCGUGGCCUCUAUUCACGUGGGCGACUCCCUCGGCCAGCAAGGGAGCAAUAAUACCAAGUGUCAGGACAUAAAGAUGGAUCAAGGAAGCAGUAUGUCCACCUACAACUGUGGAGGAAUAAAUGGCAGAUAUGUGACAUUGAAUUUAGACAGCAUUGCGACGUCUUACAUUUGUGAAAUCAUGGUAUCAGCGACUCCACUGAAAGAGGGAACUCAGGUGCUGAUGUACGGAGUGGCGUCUCAGUCGAGCAAAGUGGCGCCUGGUGCAGGGCCCUGGAAGGCCCUGGACAGCCGCGUGGACAACGCCUCGGCCCCCACGCUCUGCAUGGCCUCAACGGCGGUGACCGCGGGACACGGGUGCAGCAUCACGUACAUGGACUGGGAGCCAUGGUGGCGCCUCGACAUGAUGCUGCUCUACAGAGUGAAGAGCGUCACCAUCGCCGGUCGUGGGGACAUCAAUGGCCUCCGUCUGUUCGGAGCCGAGAUCCGCGUCGGGAACUCGGUGACUCGGGAAGACAACGGCAUAGCACAACUGAGUAAAGAGUGGUCUCCUCAUGGGCAGCCUGGCCGCGCAGUGGAGCGGCAGUCAAUGGAGAGGACUCGAAUAAAGAAACGACCGCCUGCAGAGAUGAAAUCCGCUCGCACAGCAGUGAAGCGGAUUGUGGGGAGAUGUGACCAGGAUAUAUUCGUGACUUCUGGACAGUCGAUGGAGUUCCAUUGCCCGCCCUGGCUGGUUGGCCGCUUCCUCACAGUGGCCUUGCCUGGGCGGGUGGACAGCCUGGGACUCUGCGAAGUCUCCCUCCUGGCAAACCCCAUGCUUAAGAGUAGCAUCUUCUGGAAGAACGGCAUUAUCAGCACCAGCGAUUCCACCACACCCUACUGAUGCACCUCCACGGGGCGGUUUAUUCAUUUAGGCACCACGUAAAUGGUGGCCAUUUUGUCAUCAUCAAUCUGUAAUAAAGCUCGUUGAGGCGA
Lethenteron reissneri (Far Eastern brook lamprey) is the source of this 1311-nucleotide messenger RNA. RefSeq lists its product as uncharacterized. Lineage: Eukaryota; Metazoa; Chordata; Hyperoartia; Petromyzontiformes; Petromyzontidae. The record is from RefSeq and is a predicted model, not a curated record.